Messenger RNA from Zonotrichia leucophrys gambelii, 615 nucleotides. Its product is annotated as proline-rich protein 2-like. The coding region runs from base 1 to 615 and encodes 204 amino acids. The transcript has 2 exons. Lineage: Eukaryota; Metazoa; Chordata; Aves; Passeriformes; Passerellidae. The record is from RefSeq and is a predicted model, not a curated record.
AUGAGGUAUAGUUGCGGGCUGGGCUCGGCUGUGCCGAGGGAGCUCAACCCGCAGGACCCGGCUGGACGCUGCUGUGGGACCCCCCGGCCUCCCCGGCACAGCUCCCUCCUCAGGGGCUGCCGAACUCUCCCCAGGCUCCUCCGGACACCCGACCUCGCCAGCACUUCAGGAGGACCCCCUGCCCUCAAGGGAGCCCGGUUCCCUCAGCAUUUCGGGAGUCCUUCGCCCCUCAGCUCCCGCUGCCCUCGGCACCUCGGGGGUCCCGCUCCCUUCAGCUCCCGCUGCCCUCAGCGCUCAAGGGAGUCCCGGUCCCCCAGGGGUCCCCGCUCCCCUCACAGGGUCCCGCUGCCCUCAGCGCCUCAGGUGACCCCAACGCCCUCAUCACCUGAGGAGGGUCCGGAUCCCCUCAGAGUGUCCCAGUUCCCCCCGGGGCCCCGCUCUCCUCAGCCCUUCAUGGGACCUCGCUCCCCGCAGGGGCCCCGCUCCCCUCAGGGUGUCCUGCUGCCCCCAGGGGCCCCGUUGCCCUCAGGACCUCCCCGUUCCCACCCCCCCAGCGCUCCCCUCACGGACCCGCCGCCAUCGGCCCCGCACCAACCUGGCCACGGUCUCGCCUAG